AUGCCGCAUCGCAAGCUGCUCUUGGACGGGUCAACGGAGAGCCGAUUACCAGGGGCACAAGCAGCUUUGACUGUUUUUAGGGCAGGAGGAGGAGGAAGCGGUAGCAACAGGGAGAGGGAGGCACAGCACAACCAGAAUUCAACGCCUACGGCUGAAAGGGAAGCCUCCAGCAACAACAACAACAACAACAACAACGCCAGGACAAUAGAGAGGGAAGGUGGACAAGCCCCUCGGGGACAAAACGGCCAUGGUGGGACGGGGAAUGACGAGGACGAUGAAGAAGCGAGGGAAGAGCCCCCGUGGACUCUGGGUGAGGAAUUCAGGUCAUGGGCUGUGGAGCAGACACUGCGGACAACGUUUCUCUUUGCCGUGGCGGGCCUGAUCACGUCCUUUCUGUCCUCGCAGGCCAUCUUUUUCCUGGUCCUGGCUCUGGCCUCUUUGGCCUCCUUAGUUUCAUUGACCUAUCAACGUAUCCGCGAUCGGGGGGUGCUAACCUACCUACCUGCUUCCACGCAACGCUUAUUGAUGCACACCUCUUUGCUCGACUGGCUCUUGGACUCCUCCUUGGCGGAUCGCUUGAAGCCGUACGCGGUGAUGAGCCUGGGAUUGAACGAGGAGGAACGGGCGUUCCUUAUUAACAGCUUACCACCCGCAGAACAGCGUGCUUUGACCGCACCCGGAAUCCUCCACGUCCUGCCACCACCUGUUCAAGCCUUCCUGUUGCCAAGACCGAUGGGCAACAGAGGAGGGAGGGAGGGAGGCAGGGAGUGUGGGCAUGGGAGAGGAGGCGGAGGAGACAGAAGGCGCGUGGAGGAAGUGAGCGAGGCGGAGGCUGCCACUUUAACCCGUCGCCGAUGGCAGGAAAUGGAGCGUCGGCAACUGGAAGGGGGAGCAAGGCGAAGGGGGGAGGAAGAAGGGGAAGAUGAAGAGGAAGAGGAGGAGGAGGAGGAGGAGGAGGAGGAAACCACGGCGUCGGAGACGAGCGAGGAGGGGAUGAAGGAGGGGGGGGCAGCGACCCGGGAAGGGGCUGGCGCGGAGGAGGAAAGUCCUCGCCACGCCCUCGGGGAGGAAGGGAGGUCAGGGGAGCACUUGGCGCCCGUGGACGUGGACGAGGCGGUGGCGAUGGUCAUGCGCCGACGCCUCCAUCGGGUGUGGGAAGACGCCGCCCACCGGGGGAGGGAAGCCGUAGUGGAGGCGGUACGGGCCCAGCUGCAUCGGCAAUGGACCUGGCAACGGCCCCUAUGGGUGGCCGGAGGGGCGGUGGUGGCCUCGGAGGUGGUGGCGCGGAUCCUGGAAGGGAGGGGGAGUGGGAGGGCGGGGAGGAGGGGGAGGACAGCGGGGUGGGUGGGUGUGGCAAGCCUGGUGGCGUACGUGGCGUAUAUGGGAGGGAGGGAGGAGGGGGAGGAGGGGGGAGGAGGAGGGAGAGGAGGGGAACGAGGGGCGUGUGCGCCGGCAUCAGGGGACCCUGGGGAGGUUGGAGGGCAGUCAGGGAUCGACGAGAGGGCAAGGAGGGACAAACUGGGCUUACCAGCGGGCCUGGCUGGAGUGGACUGUCUUUGCCCUUUUCCUCUUCUUGAUUCGCACCGGCCGAUGGGCCCAUCUCUUGCGUCGGCUGCGUGCCUCCCUCCCUCCCUCCACCUCGCCUUCCACCCGGACCUCGCCCCCUCCCUCCGCCCGCACCUGGUGGGCGGUUGCGGCAUGGCGGAAGUAGGCAAACCUGCGUAUGGAUGCGAGCAAUGGGGCCAAGCCGGGGAGGUGGAGGGGGAAUGGCAGGUCCGCGCCGUUGGUGCUGGUGAGGAUGAGGAGGGAAGGGCGGGACGGUCCCGGAGGGCGUGUUUGUGA
This is a messenger RNA of Nannochloropsis gaditana CCMP526, 1842 nucleotides long. RefSeq lists its product as uncharacterized. The record is from RefSeq and is a predicted model, not a curated record. The transcript has 2 exons. Bases 1 to 1842 code for a protein of 613 amino acids.